Necator americanus (New World hookworm) is the source of this 390-nucleotide messenger RNA. RefSeq lists its product as uncharacterized. Lineage: Eukaryota; Metazoa; Nematoda; Chromadorea; Rhabditida; Ancylostomatidae. The record is from RefSeq and is a predicted model, not a curated record. The transcript is spliced from 3 exons. Bases 1 to 390 code for a protein of 129 amino acids.
AUGUGGGUCUCAACUGUCCCCUACAAAGCCUUCUCACCCAAAACAAUGCCCAAGACAGGAAUCGAAGUUGUGUCGCCACGGCCACAACGUGGAGUACUAACCACUAUACUACUUGGCCGAAAGCAGACUACCCAGAAUGUGGGUCUCACUGUCCCCUACAAAGCCUUCUCACCCAAAACAAUGCCCAAGACAGGAAUCGAACCUGUGUCGCCACGGCCACAACGUGGAGUACUAACCACUAUACUACUUGGGCCGAAAGCAAUGUGGGUCUCAACUGUCCCCUACAAAGCCUUCUCACCCAAAACAAUGCCCAAGACAGGAAUCGAAGUUGUGUCGCCACGGCCACAACGUGGAGUACUAACCACUAUACUACUUGGGCCGAAAGCGUGA